AUGGCCGGUAAGGCAGAGGAAGGAGCGGAGAAGAGGAGCGGAGAGUUAGGAAUGGAAGACGAGACAAAGGAAAAGAAAGAGACGGAGGGGAGGGAAGAGUCCGGGAAACCGGACAAAGGGGGGAAAAGAGGUAGGCCUUCAAAUAUAGAGGUGCUAAGAAGAGAAAGGACACUGAGCAUAGGAAGCAUGGAAAAUUUGGAAGAAAUUUGGAAGAGAAAAAGGGACGAAGGAAUCGAUGAGGGUAUACAAAAAGGAAGUGACGAAGAGGGAAAGAAACGAACAAGCGGAUGGAUGUUUAAAGAAAGCAAUGUGACGGAAAGAUCACCAGAGAAGAAAAAAGAAAAGAGAGAAGAGGCUGAAGGAGUUGGAGAAAUAAAAGAGUUAAUAAAAGAUUUAGGAAGAGACCUGAGAGGAAAGAUGGAAAGGGUGGAGGAGAACAUGAGGGACCUAAGAAAAGAAGUGAGAGAAGAAAUAGAGAAGUUAAAGGAAGAUUCGAUUAGAAGAGAGAACAAGUGGGCAGAACAAAAAAGAGAAAUGGAAGGGAAGAUAGAACUUCUGAUAAGGAAGAUUGAGGAAUUAGAAAAGAAGGGGGAAGGGGGCGCAAGGUGGGACGAGAUGGAAGAGAAAGUACAUAAAACGGUGCAGGAUGCGAUAGAAAAAAGAAAGCAGGAAAUAGGAGGUGAGCAAAUAAAUGAGAAGCUGUGUGAGCUCGAAAAGAAAUGGGGGAGGAAAGAGAGGGAGGAAAGGAGGAGAAAUAUAAUAAUCAGAGGUACGAAAGUAAGAAGAGAGGAGAUGAAAAAGAAGGCGGAGGAGAUAUUAAUGCUGACAGGAGUAGAAAACGCAAUAGAGGAGGUAAAAGAGGUAGGCGUGGGGGAAAGAGGAAAAGAAGUCAGCAUGAUGUUACUAAAAAUGAAAUCAAACGAAUUAAAAAGGAGGAUAAUGGAAAACAAAAAAGCGCUAAAAGGGAGAGAGGAGAGAAUAGAAGAGGACUUAACAUGGACGGAGAGAAAGACGCAAUGGUUGUUAAGAAAAAUAGGAAGAGAAGAAAGAGAGAAAGGAAAAUAUGUAUGGGUAGACCAUGGAAAAAUAAGAAUAGAAGGGAAAUGGUGGAGAUGGGAUGAAGAAAAGGGAAGACUGGUAGACGGGGAGGGGAAGGGAUGGGAGCCCACUCAAGGAGGAAGACAGACGGAGGGGGAAGAGGAGCAAAGGAUAUAG
Molecule: messenger RNA, 1215 nt
Organism: Osmia bicornis bicornis
Lineage: Eukaryota; Metazoa; Arthropoda; Insecta; Hymenoptera; Megachilidae
Product: golgin subfamily A member 6-like protein 1
Exons: 1
Coding region: 1-1215 (404 amino acids)
Source: RefSeq, a predicted model, not a curated record